CCAAGGGCUUGCUUUUUUCUGCUAACUUUGAAUCAUGCACAAGUUAGCUGCUGCAGAAAUUAUCAGAGUUUGAUUGAAAUCGAUAAUGGCCUACUACAGCUCCAGCUAUUUCGAGGAUCAUGAUCUUGUUGAUCAGUACGAUCAAAACCCUUAUGGUGGCAGCUAUGAUUCAGCUCCAGCUCCAGCUCAUGUCUCAAUGCCUUAUUCUAGCUAUGACUCCAACAUCCACCAAUUCUUUGAGUAUAACGCAGUCCCUUACUAUGGUUCUUACAGUCCACAGAGUUAUUCAUCAAUGGCGUACUCCUCCUACACUUUCAGCCAGCCAAGGUUUCUGGAGUUCACCCAGAAUCCUGCUGCGACUCAAUUUCUGAUAUCUUACUCUACUGUGGAGUCUUAUGUGCCUGAAUUUGAAGAUUAUGAUCCAACCCCUUAUGGCGGUGGCUAUGAUCCUGCUCAAACCUAUGGCAAGCCCCUUCCACCUUCAGAUGAAAUCUGCUAUCCUCGAUCUACGCCGGCGGAUCCAAAUGCUCUCGGGUCUCUCGCAUUGCCUAGUGGGAAAGAGGAAACUGAUGUUGGAAAAGCAGCAAAACCCAGCAAUGGAAUUAGUGAAGAAGAGCAGCAACAGCAAGUAGGCCAUGAGAGCUACAAAGAGGAGCCGGAGCCGGAGCCGGAGCCUUAUGAAUAUGACAAGCCGGUGCCCUAUCCUCCAAGCGGGUAUGGGUUGGAAGCCAUGGACCUUUGUGAAAGCUUAUUUGGGUAUUGGCCUUGCUUGUCUCGGGAGAAAAGGAGAUGCAGUGAUGGCCAAGAAUGUUGUGAUGAUGAAGGAAGAAGCAGCAGCAGCACUGCAGAUUAUCUCUUUGGAAGUUCAUAUCCCUAUGGUGAUCCAAAUUAUGGACCCCUUUACAGGCAGGUUGAAUAUGAAUGAGGAUUAAUUAAUAUUCAUGCUAGAUUUGCAAAUUUUAAGGAACAUUUGGGGGUCGCUUGUAUUUAUUUUAUCUUUUCAAAUAAUUCUGAGAUUCUAAUUUGUAAACUCAUAAGUAUGUUUAGUUCUUGAUGAAACCUCAAUAAGCCUCAUUAUUUUGCCUCACAAAUUCA
Messenger RNA from Alnus glutinosa, 1095 nucleotides. RefSeq lists its product as uncharacterized. Gene Ontology annotation, biological process: protein phosphorylation. The coding region runs from base 86 to 925 and encodes 279 amino acids. The transcript has a single exon. Gene Ontology annotation, molecular function: protein serine/threonine kinase activity; phosphatidic acid binding. Lineage: Eukaryota; Viridiplantae; Streptophyta; Magnoliopsida; Fagales; Betulaceae. The record is from RefSeq and is a predicted model, not a curated record.